AUGGCAAAAACACGUCAUCAGUCAUGGAGGUUGCUGGAGUCUUCCCUCAUUUCGUUAUCUCGCUAUGAUGGAGCAGGGUCCCGGGAACAUCCAAUCUAUCCAGAUCCAGCCAGGUUAUCUCCUGCUGCAUAUUAUGCUCAGAGGAUGAUUCAGUAUCUUUCUCGGAGGGACAGUAUUCGGCAGCGAUCCAUGCGAUACCAACAGAACCGUCUCCGCUCUUCCUCCUCCUCUUCUUCCACUUCAGAGAACCCAAGCCCAUCUGUAGAGGGAAAUGACCUGGAAUUUGAAGAUUUUGAGGACAACGGAGAUCGAUCCAGGCACCGAGCUCCCCGUAAUGCCCGUAUGUCCGCACCAUCGCUGGGGCGCUUUGUCCCAAGACGCUUCUUGCUGCCAGAGUAUUUGCCUUAUGCUGGAAUUUUCCAUGAGAGGGGACAGCCUGGUUUGGCCACUCAUUCUUCUGUCAACAGGGUUUUGGCAGGUGCUGUGAUUGGAGAUGGACAGUCAGCUGUGGCCAGCAACAUUGCUAACACAACCUACCGGCUCCAGUGGUGGGACUUCACAAAGUUUGACCUGCCAGAAAUCAGCAAUGCAUCUGUGAACGUGCUUGUUCAAAACUGCAAGAUUUACAAUGAUGCUAGCUGUGAUAUAUCUGCAGAUGGGCAGCUACUGGCAGCCUUCAUUCCCAGCAGCCAGCGAGGCUUCCCCGACGAAGGAAUAUUGGCUGUGUAUUCUCUGGCACCCCAUAACUUGGGCGAGAUGCUUUACACAAAACGAUUUGGCCCUAAUGCCAUUUCUGUGAGCCUGUCUCCAAUGGGCAGAUAUGUAAUGGUGGGACUGGCUUCCCGACGUAUCCUAUUGCACCCUUCCACAGAACACAUGGUUGCUCAAGUCUUCAGGUUGCAACAGCCCCAUGGUGGAGAGACCUCUAUGAGGAGAGUUUUCAACGUUCUGUACCCAAUGCCUGCUGACCAGAGAAGACAUGUCAGCAUAAACUCUGCUCGCUGGCUACCUGAACCAGGCCUAGGAUUGGCAUAUGGCACCAACAAAGGGGAUCUAGUGAUUUGCAGACCAGAGGCCUUAAACUCUGGAGUUGAAUACCACUGGGACCAGCAGAAUGAGAAUGUAUUCACUGUGCAUUCCAGCAGCAGGAGCACUGAGAGGCCUGGAACCAGCAGAGCCACGUGGAGGACAGAUAGGGACAUGGGCCUGAUGAAUGCCAUAGGUCUACAACCUCGAAACCCCCCCACCUCUGUGACUUCACAGGGUACCCAGACCUUGGCGCCUCAGCUGCAGAAUGCCGAGACUCAGACAGAGAGGGAGGUACAGGAGCAGGAAUCCACCUCUGCAGGGACUGGGGAAGGUGAAGGUCCGGAAUAUGGGGCCAGUGGGGAGGAUGCCCUGAGCAGGAUACAAAGGCUGAUGGCAGAAGGAGGCAUGACUGCCGUGGUCCAGCGGGAGCAGAGCACCACCAUGGCGUCCAUGGGUGGCUUUGGCAACAACAUCAUCGUGAGUCACCGGAUCCACCGCAGCUCUCAGACUGGAGCGGAAUCCACUGGAGCUGAGGGCACAUCAGCACAUCAGUCCACUUCACAACAGCUGGCAGCUGAGCUGGAGGGACGGAUCCUUUCAGAGUCUAUGCAGCUGUCAGAGCAUGGCCUGAGCCAACGGACAUCCUCUGGCGGGAGUGAAGGACGAGGCACUGGUGAUCUGGACCUGCCGGAGCAGGUCCAAUCCUCCAUGGACACUGAGGGACCAAUCGAAUACAGUGACCUAACUAAUAAUAACCAUCUUCCUGACAGUACCAACUUCUAUAGUAAUGACAGCACCAGUGGGGAGUCGCGGAACAGGUAGAGAUGAGUUGUGUGUUGGUGCUACCCUUGUACUGCUCAGCAGAGACCUAUACCUCACAGCUGGCCAGAAGCUGGAAGAGUAGGGACAUGUGGCUCCGACAGGAUGUUAGUAGUUCAGAGGGUUUCUAUGUCCUGGGUGAGUGGUAACAGAUAAGAACUGCAAGGAAGCCAUGGGCAAGAAAGCAUACUAUCUUAACUUCCAACAUUCCCGCUGCUGAAUAAUGACAGGAGUAUAAACAAUAGUGGCUGCACCCCACGCAGAUUUUGAAGUCAUGUGGGAUCUGCUGAGCUCAACCCUACAGUUUGGUCAGUGUCAUUCUUUGUCAUGCUACUUCCCUUUCCUCUUUCCUGCCCUUUUAUGCAUAUACGGGCUGACCAGCAGAGUGAAGGGAAAUGGGCCUGCAGCAUCCUUCUGGAGAUUGGCAGCCCUCCUGUGCAAACCUGGGCGUGGUGCUCCAGUGCUGUUGCUGGAGCAGAGGAGUCUUCCAGGAUAUGGUCCUGUGCUGUGGUCUUUUCUGGGAGGAGCUGAGAUUCAUCAAAAACCUGCAUGGCUCAGGAACUGCAUACAAGUGGGGAUCUUUCCUUCUUAGAAUUAGGCUAGUACUUGUCAGGAACCUAAGCAGAGCUGCUAUAUAGAUGAGUAGAGGGAUAAGAGUUACUGCUCUCCAGUCAGGUUGCAGUUCACGCAAGAAUAUUCUAAGCUGUGCCAACAUUAACAUGAAUGAGCCAUCCCAGUGGUUUCAUGGUGCCAGGACUGAGCUGCACCUCCUUGGCAGGGGGCAGGAAAUGUUCUUUGAGCUCCAGGCCAGGGUGUGAGGUAUGGGUCUGUGAUGUAAGGUGUUGCAUGUGAAAUCUUGACCUUGUACAUGUAGUUUCUAGUGGAGAAAUCAAGGCUCUGAUAUUCUGUUUUUAGUCUCAAAUGUGAUUUUCCUUUUCGUUUGUAACUCUCCAUCCCUAGCAGGUUUGUGGAGGAAGGACGGGGAGAGUGUGAAUGCUGACGAGGGAAACACCAAAGAUCAACGUCAUUAAAAUAUGACAAACCCUUG
This is a messenger RNA of Meleagris gallopavo (turkey), 2896 nucleotides long. NCBI's taxonomy places the organism in Eukaryota, Metazoa, Chordata, Aves, Galliformes, Phasianidae. The record is from RefSeq and is a predicted model, not a curated record.